Messenger RNA from Cryptotermes secundus, 4682 nucleotides. RefSeq names its product ATPase family protein 2 homolog. Gene Ontology annotation, cellular component: cytoplasm. NCBI's taxonomy places the organism in Eukaryota, Metazoa, Arthropoda, Insecta, Blattodea, Kalotermitidae. Gene Ontology annotation, molecular function: ATP binding; ATP hydrolysis activity. The coding region runs from base 414 to 2954 and encodes 846 amino acids. The transcript is spliced from 15 exons. The record is from RefSeq and is a predicted model, not a curated record.
UGGUCAUGCGGGGGUUAGGGGGUCCUUGAUCGUUAUACAACCGUCGAUUGAGGAGUGAUAAGACGUGUUGUCUGAGAAAGAAAUGUGAUUGUUGUAAUGGUUACAAUGGAGACAAAAACCCACGUGUUUGUCCCGUGAAACUUGGCGCGUAAUGUAGUUCGCAGUUACGGAAUAAAAAUGGAGGCAGAGCGAUAUGAAAAAAAUUUCACAAAUUUUGUCUAAUUGUGGAAAAUUGGCGCGUUGUUUGUUAUGUGCUCGUUGUUAGCGAGAAUCGACCGCGUGAAUUAUUUAUGGAACGUUGUGUAAUACGGAUUAGGUUAUUGUUUUGUGUUCGCGUGUUUAAAAUAAGUUCACAGCUUGAAAUACCCAUAUUUAACAGCAGUUAGUAACAGUUGCCUUGUACCUAUAUUUUUAUGUUUAUAAUUGGUAUUCAAAAGUUCCAAAAACUGUUAUUUCAGGAGUGCAUGAUGCCACCAAAAGGCAGGAAGUCACUAUCUUUGUGGAACCUAUGUGAAAUCUGUAAAGUGAUAGUGGCCCAGAAGGAUUUGAUGACACAUGCAGAGAACUCUUGUCCCCCAUCAUCAGAGUCAUGGACUCAUGGCUAUAUUAAAGACAGAGUUUUGUAUGGAGUACUGGAAGAAGUGAAACAACAAGAUGGGCUGAAGAAUAUUCCAAAGGCAGAACAUGACAACUUGGUAUUGUUGUCCCAGUCAGCUCUACAGUUGUGUGAUAUUAGUAUUGGUGAUCCUGUUAUAGUCAGUGUGGGUGGAGACUCCACUGUCAAGAUAGCAUGGCCAACUUUGGAGAAGAGUCUCGUUUCUGUUCUCUUGACUAGAUCAUCAAUGGAUUUGCACUGGGGCAGCAGUUGUGGUGGUCAUGUGACUGUGAAGAAGAUGAAUGAGCAGCCAUUUCCAGCUGGCUUAGUGUCUGUUCAUAUGACAGAUAAGCUGAACACCACUCCCACAGACCUGUCUGGUUUUCUUCAUGGAAAACACAGGACCAGAAUCUUGAAAAUAGGAGACAGACUGUCUUUGCAACACUAUGGCCAGAAUCUCAUUUUCAUCGUGAAACAGAUAUGCCCAUUUAAAGGUGUGAAUAUUUUGAAAGGGAAAAUUUAUUAUGGAUCAUCGCAACACGAUGAUAAGUCUGUAGAAGCUGUUCAUCAACUUACUGAGGAAUUGAAUGAUCUGCAGUUGUCACAGGAUGCUGGGUGUGGAGGUGAAGUGAAUUUGUUCUAUAGAGUUGUGGAAGGAACGGAGUGGAAUGUUGAAUUGAUUGGGUCCGUAGACAAGAAAGAAAGUGCAAAGAAUGAAAGUGUUUGCAGUUUGUCUUCAAUUGGCGGACUACAAAAUGUAAUCGAGGAAAUUCAUGAAAUUAUCCAACUUGCGUUACAGAACGUAUUUCUAGUUCAAGGUUUGCCAGUGAUUCGAGGUAUCUUGCUGUAUGGAGUUCCUGGUACUGGAAAGACAGUGUUAGCCAAGGCUCUUGCUGCUGAGAGUGGAGCAGCCAUUGUGACAGUUAGUGGUGCAGAGAUAUACAGCAAGUAUCUGGGUGAAACAGAGACCAGACUGCGGCAAUUGUUCAGAACUGCAGAACAACAGGCACCCAGUAUUAUUCUGUUGGAUGAGGUUGAUGCAUUAUGCCCAAGGCGAGCCAGUGAUGGGAGUGGGGGCUCUGAGCAGGAUAAACGAGUUGUGUCAACAUUGCUUACUUUGUUAGAUGGAUUACAUCUUCCUUUGCCAGCAUCUCAGAGAAAAGAGACAAAGGCAGUUCUGGUAAUAGCAACAACCAGCAAGCCAGAUUCUAUAGAUCCAUCCCUGAGGCGGCCUGGCAGAUUGGAUCGAGAAAUUGAGAUCAGUGUACCAAGUCCUAAUGCUCGUCUUGAUAUUCUGCAGAAACUUCUGUCAAAAACUCCUCAUGAAAUGACAGAGGAGGAGCUAAGGAAUGUGGCUCAUUCAGCCCAUGGUUAUGUGGGUGCUGACCUGGCAGCACUGUGCUCCCGUGCAGCUGUUCAUGCUGUUAAGAGGACAUAUGCAGGAGAUGUUUUAUGUGGUAUUGACCCAGUUAUUGUCAAAGUAGAAGACCUUCUCUGGUCUAUGACUCAAGUGAAACCAAGUGCAAUGAGAGAAGUCCUCAUUGAGGUGCCAAAUGUACGAUGGAGUGACAUUGGUGGACAGCAUGAACUCAAGUUGAAGUUGCGUCAGGCUGUGGAGUGGCCAUUGAAACACCCUGAAGUUUUCGCUCGACUUGGAAUUUCUCCUCCGCGAGGUGUUCUAAUGUUUGGACCCCCAGGAUGUUCAAAGACUAUGAUUGCAAAGGCUCUUGCUACAGAGAGUAAACUAAAUUUCUUGUCAAUAAAGGGACCAGAGCUGUUCAGCAAAUGGGUUGGCGAGUCAGAGAGGGCAGUACGGGAGGUCUUCCGCAAAGCCAGGCAGGUGGCACCAGCUAUUGUAUUUUUUGAUGAAUUGGAUGCUCUAGGAGGAGAACGAAGUGGGGCUUCAGGAUCUGGAGCUAGCAAUGUUCAGGAAAGGGUUUUGGCUCAGUUACUUACAGAACUAGACGGAGUAGAGCCUCUGGGAAACGUGACAGUGGUUGGUGCUACCAACAGGCCAGAUCGGAUUGAUAAGGCAUUACUCCGGCCAGGCAGGUUGGAUCGUAUAGUUUACGUACCGUUGCCAGAUGCUAGUACUCGCCAGGAGAUCUUAGACAUGCAGCUGCAUAAGAUGCCAGUAGCCCCUGAUGUGAAUAUCAGUGAACUGGUGAGCAGAACUGAGGGAUACUCUGGAGCAGAGGUGUUAGCUGUGUGCCAUGAGGCAGCGCUUAAUGCUUUAGAAGGGAACUUGGAUGCAACCAGUAUUACACAUAACAAUUUUAUGUCGGCCCUCCAGUUGGUCACACCCCGUACACCAUCUUCGCUGCUUCAGUUAUAUGAGACAUAUCUGAAGCAGACUUGAGAUUUGAUGGUCUGUGGGAUGUUCAAGUAGCCACAGAAAGAUUAAAGGAUGACAUAAACACAGAAGAGCAUGGAGUUCAGCUUAAAAGUUUUGACUAAAAUGAAUCUCACUGCAACUUGAGAGGAUGGGCAAAAGAUUGAAGUGUUCCAGUUGGAAAGCAACAGCUUAUCAUCAACAACAGAAGCAUGUUGCAGGUACUAAGAUGAAGAGGCCGAGGACUGCACUAACUCUGGAAGCAAAGCUUGAUAUUAUUCAGCGACUUGAGAGAGGCCAGACUGCUGCAUCGGUUGGACGUUUAUAUAACGUAAAUGAGUCAAGCAUACGUACUAUAAAGAAGAGUGCAGAAAAAAUUAGAAGUGCUAUAGCCCAGUCAUGCUCAGUAGCUGCAAAGAAGUCGAUAAGAGUGAGAAAUCCUUUGCUGGAAAAAAUGGAAAUGAUGUUAGUAACAUGGAUGGAAGAUCAGAGGAAAAAGAAAGAUGCCCUGAACAGCACUGUUAUUCGUGCAAAAGCACUGAAGCUGUACAAACACUUACAGCAAGAAGAUGGGGGUUCUUCAGGUACUGAGUCUUUCUUGGCAAGUAAGGGUUGGUUCGAAAACUUCAAGAAGCGGCAAAAUCUAUAUAACACCAAGCUUAUAAAUGAAGGUUCCAAAUCUGUACACAUUUGCUCCCCAAAUUCCCCAGCUGAAGUGAAAGCUGAAAGUUUUCUGCAGGUAGAACAAGAGGAGGAUGAGGAACAACAGACUGUUGUGCCAUCAGACGAGCUGACAACAAAGAAGCUGGCCCUCUUCUUCACCCUUGCUGAUCGGCUUGCCCAGGAAGCAAUGGAUAUGGACCCAAAUCUAGAGCGGAGUUUACAGUUUGGUAGGAAUUUGUCAUCUGCCUUGGCUGUCUAUAAAGAUCUCUACAGACUGAAACAGCACGCAUUGAAGCAUUCCACAGUAACUCAAUAUUUGAAGACCCCCAGAUCUACCACUCUCACUCCAGCAAACACAUCAUCAUAUUCCCUGACUUUUGCUAAACUCCCCACUUCCCACACUGGUUCCUCGAAGCCUUUUGGCACUGAAAGCCCACUGCAGAAGUGUUCUCAGUUGCCACUGCUUGCUGGUGGCGACACUGAGUGUAAUCCUAACGAACAUUCACCACCUUUUUCUUCUUGUAGCAAUUAAAUUUUCCCUACGUCAAGUACUAGUCUGUUUUGCUGACCACUCACAGAUUGUGAUAUUGUUUUUUUUUUUUAUUAUAUCUCAUUUCUCUCAGUUCAUGGUCAGAAGACUUAUGGUUCAGCAGAAGGGUACCUGAAAGUGUAUAAAACAUGUCCUUACUUCUCUUGAACAACUGAAUUCAAGUUUUUUAGCCAUUUUUCAAAAUUAAUUCACUGCUGUGUUAAAGGAAUGACUUUUCUUUUAAUAUUAAUGUCAUACAAUAACCUUAAAAAUGUGUUCAAUUUGAAUUUUCACAAAUUCACAAAUUGUAUUAUAUUUUAAUGUUAUGAGUUUCAUAUUUUGUAUCUGAGCGUUUGUCAUGAAUGGUCGUUACAGCAAGAUCCCCAUUUAACGUUUCUUGAUUUAAGGUUUUGCUGCAUUUAAUGUUCAGUUUCAGUGAUUCCAAAUCAGUAAUCUCAGUGUUAAAUUACUUUCGUCUGAGAUUUUCCUCAGUUUUGUGUCUAAAUCCACUUCUUUCAAAAGAAACCUUAUUUGGGGUCCUGCUGUGUCAUGAACAUGUUAUU